CACGCGACUGUUGGUCAUCGGCUUCUCCGGCGGAUCGGCGGCGCCGCCGCCCCCAGUGCGCCAGCUCCAGCUCGCCCCCCGACACCUCCGGCCCGAUGUCUCCGUCCCUCUCCGCGCGCGGUGUGGGCGCCGAAUUAUCCGACUCCUCCCCUACGCACACCUUUUUUUUUUUGGCCAGCGCGCGCCUCCCCUCCCCUCCCCUCCUCCUCUCCCUCCAUUGGCGCCCCCUUGCUAAAAUUGGCUCACCGGGCUAAGUACCAUCGUCCGUCGUGCGCGCGAGCGCGGCUGCCGAAGCUGGACCGCGGGCGCGGCGGGGGCCGGAGCCGGGGCGAGGGCGAGGGCGACGACGGCGGUCAUGGGGUCCGUCACCUGGCGCAAGGCCUACGGCGCCCUCAAGGACUCCACCAAGGUUGGCCUCGCCAACUUCAACAGCGAGUACAAGGAUUUGGAUAUCGCCAUCGUGAAGGCGACGAACCACGUGGAGUGCCCGCCCAAGGAGCGGCACUUCAGGAGGAUAAUGUUUGCAAACUCGGCAAAUCGCCCGCGGGCCGACGUCGCCUACUCCAUAUGUGCAUUGGCCAGGAGAUUGUCCAAGACCAAGAAUUGGAUAGUUGCACUUAAAACACUGAUAGUGAUACAUAGGUUACUGAGAGAAGGUGACGGGUCAUUCAAAGAUGACUUCCUGAGCUAUUCAUACAGAGGAAACAUUUUGCAGCUUCCAAAUUUCAGGGAUGACUCGAGCCCAUUAGCAUGGGAUUCCUCUGCUUGGGUUCGCCUGUAUGCAUUCUACCUACAUGAACGUGUCGAAUGCUUUAGGGUUCUAAAAUACGACGUCGAAGCCGAUCGUCUGGUGAAAGUACCACAGGCUUCUGGCAAGGCACACAGUAGAACAAGAACCCUUCCAUGUGAAGAUCUUUUAGAUCAGUUGCCUGCAUUGCAGAAGCUACUACUCCGACUUAUUUCUUGCCAGCCUGAAGGUACGGCCUGCACAAAUCACCUUGUACAAUAUGCAUUAGCCCUUGUUUUGAAGGAGAGCUUCAAAAUAUACUGUUCGAUAAAUGACGGCAUCAUCAAUCUUGUUGAUAUGUAUUUUGAUAUGGCAAAAAUGGAUGCUAUCAAGGCCCUUGAAAUUUAUAAAAGAGCUGGCCAGCAGGUACAGAAAGCAGAAAAGCUUUCUGCGUAUUAUGACUACUGCAAAAAUCUUGAGCUCGCCAAGACUUUCCAGUUUCCUACUUUGAGGCAGCCACCUUCUUCAUUCCUUGUAACUAUGGAAGAGUACAUCAGAGAAGCACCCAGUGUCAGCAUCACGAGAGUGAGUUCACCUAGUGACCAUGAAGAUGAAGCUCCACAGGAAACCGAGAAACCUGUUGAACAGGAGAAAGAAGAGCCAGCAGAAGCUGCACCCGAAGAAGAGCCACAAUAUACCACUCUCUCAGAAGAAGAUGAACCCCCACCAUUGCGGCCAACCAACAAUGGGGAUCUAUUAAACUUGGAUGAAGAAUUGCACCCCAUGAUUGCAAACCUUGAACAAAGCAACGCACUCGCUCUUGCCAUCGUGGAACCAGGGAGUGAGAACAAUGCCUCGGCCCCUCUAGACUUGUUUGCCAUUGACAAAGCUGGGUGGGAAUUGGCACUGGUCACUGCCCAGAGUAACCACACAAGCCAACCAGCUGUCAGCCCAGUGCCCGGAGGGUUCGACAAGCUGCUGCUGGACAGCCUAUACGAAGACGACACAAGGAGGCAGCAAAUCGCCAGUGUGACCUACGCCGGCGGCGUCACGGUGAACCCAUUUGACCCCAACGACCCGUUCGCCAUGUCCAACAGCUUCGCGCCGCCAUCGAAUGUGCAGUUCGCCAUGAUGGGGCAGCAGCAGCAGUACUACCAGGCACAGCAGCAUGGCUACUUCCAGAUGCAGCAGCAACAACACCACCAAAUGGUGGCGAUGCCGCCACAGACAUACCAGCAGCAGCAGGCUCAGUACGCCGUGAAUGCCGGAUUAUCCAACCCGUUUGGAGAUCCGUUCAGCGCUCUCGUCACGACGGCGAAUCCGCCAAAGCAAAACAAUCAGAUUUAGCCUGAAUUGCGCGAUCUUUGCUGUAUCUUACUCUAAUUUCGGUCAGUCGUAUACCCACCCCUCUUCUAAUUCUGAGGAGCAACUUGUAUAGUCUGAACUUUGCUGGUACUGUAAACCUUAUGGAAAUUGUGUAACAUGUUUGGGAAAUGAUACAAUCGUUUGAAUGCCA
Messenger RNA from Triticum aestivum (bread wheat), 2243 nucleotides. RefSeq names its product putative clathrin assembly protein At5g57200. The record is from RefSeq and is a predicted model, not a curated record. Gene Ontology annotation, biological process: clathrin-dependent endocytosis; vesicle budding from membrane; clathrin coat assembly. The transcript has 15 exons. The coding region runs from base 356 to 2074 and encodes 572 amino acids. NCBI's taxonomy places the organism in Eukaryota, Viridiplantae, Streptophyta, Magnoliopsida, Poales, Poaceae. Gene Ontology annotation, molecular function: SNARE binding; phosphatidylinositol-4,5-bisphosphate binding; clathrin heavy chain binding. Gene Ontology annotation, cellular component: clathrin-coated pit; clathrin-coated vesicle.